ACUACUAACUACUCAGAAGUCAGACCUCGGUGGCUGCUUCCUCUCUCAACCCUAAAUCUUCGUAUCUUCUACGUCCUGCGACCACGAAAGAGACAUAGCGAUGUCAAUGGAGAAUCCUCCAGGGAAACAAGGAGUUGAAUCACUAUCUCUUACUGCAGGGGAUGAAUCCUCCUCUUUGAAUCCGUUGAAUUGUACCACACAGAUGAGUGUUGAAGAAAAAUUCAGGAUUGUGAGGAGUAUUGGAGAAGAAUGCAUCCAGGAGGAAGAACUGUUGAAUCUUCUUACCAAAAAGCCCCAACCCAUCUGCUAUGAUGGGUUUGAACCCUCUGGCCGAAUGCAUAUUGCUCAGGGUGUUAUGAAGACGAUCAAUGUUAAUAAACUGACUUCAGCUGGUUGCAAAGUAAAGAUUUGGAUAGCAGAUUGGUUUGCUCAAUUGAACAACAAAAUGGGUGGAGAUUUAAACAAAAUCCAAACUGUUGGACACUACUUAAUUGAAAUCUGGAAAGCUGCAGGCAUGAAUUUGGAAGAUGGUAAAGUAGAGUUUAUUUGGUCUUCUGAAGAAAUUAAUUCAAGGGCACAUGAAUACUGGCCAUUAGUCAUGGAUAUUGCUAGAAGAAACAAACUUCCUAGAAUAAUGAGGUGUUGUCAGAUUAUGGGUCGAAGUGAGCAGGAUGAACUGACUGCAGCCCAAAUCUUCUACCCAUGCAUGCAAUGUGCUGAUAUUUUUUUCCUCAAGGCUGAUAUCUGUCAAUUAGGCAUGGAUCAAAGAAAAGUUAAUGUUCUUGCAAGGGAGUACUGUGAUGACAUCAAAAGAAAAAACAAGCCUAUCAUAUUAUCUCAUCAUAUGCUUCCGGGUUUGUUACAAGGACAAGAAAAGAUGUCAAAAUCUGAUUCUUCUUCUGCUGUUUUUAUGGAGGAUGAAGAGGCUGAGGUUAAUUUAAAGAUAAAGAAAGCAUAUUGUCCACCCAAUAUUGUUGAUGGGAAUCCAUGUCUUGAGUACAUUAAAUACAUUGUAUUCCCUUGGUUUAAUGAGUUCAAAGUUGAAAGGAAAGAGGAAAAUGGAGGCGAAAAGGUUUUUACCAGUUAUGAUGAAUUAAUUGAUGCUUAUGCAAAAGGGGAGUUGCAUCCUGCUGAUUUGAAACCUGCACUAUCCAAAUCUUUGAAUAAGAUAUUGCAGCCUGUGCGUGACCAUUUCAAGAAUGAUGAGAAGGCCAAGGCUUUACUGAAGAGGGUUAAGGCUUUCAAAGUUACAAGAUGAUGGAAGUCUUUUAGUGAGUGGAUGAGAAGAUGGGAGUUUAGUCAUAUUAAACAAAUUGUUCAAAUUUUCUUCACAUUAUAUUUUAUAUUUUGCAUCAACUGCUUUCAUUACUUUUUGGAAUAGUAACACUUGAAACACAACCUUUUGGAAUACUAACACUUUAAACACAGAUUGGUUUUAAUUAUUUUGGAAGAA
Molecule: messenger RNA, 1453 nt
Organism: Lactuca virosa
Lineage: Eukaryota; Viridiplantae; Streptophyta; Magnoliopsida; Asterales; Asteraceae
Source: the annotation of a GenBank genome assembly